This is a messenger RNA of Eucalyptus grandis, 1473 nucleotides long. RefSeq names its product S-type anion channel SLAH1-like. The transcript has 2 exons. Bases 112 to 1263 code for a protein of 383 amino acids. Gene Ontology annotation, molecular function: voltage-gated monoatomic anion channel activity. NCBI's taxonomy places the organism in Eukaryota, Viridiplantae, Streptophyta, Magnoliopsida, Myrtales, Myrtaceae. The record is from RefSeq and is a predicted model, not a curated record. Gene Ontology annotation, cellular component: membrane. Gene Ontology annotation, biological process: transmembrane transport; intracellular monoatomic ion homeostasis.
ACCGUCCCUACACAUCUCAAUAUAUAUCGUCAAGACCUCGCAACCCAAAGCGUCCAAACAUACCUUGGAGAAGACAGCACCUUUCGCCACUGCAACCUCCGGCGCCGUCGAAUGGCAUCGGAGCUCGGAUACGAGCCGCCGCUCCAGCCGGUGAUCGACCCUUCCCGCGCGAGGACCCCCGAGCACCACCUCGUCCCCGUCGCCAAGACGUUCAAGUCGUCCAUCCUGACCCGGCUCCACGCCGGCUACUUCCGCAUCAGCCUCUCCCUCGCAUGCCAGGCCUUGCUGUGGAAGAUCCUCCGCCGCCCGUCGCCGACGCCCGACGACUCGCUGCCCCUCGAGCAUCUCUCCCAUGUGAUCCCUCACAUGACGUUCGUGAUCUUCUGGCGCUUCGCUCUGCUGGUCCAGAUCUCCCUCUCGUUCCUCUAUAUUCUCCGGUGUUUCUUUCACUUUGGCCUGGUGAGGGCGGAGUUCCAGCACCACGUCGGAGUGAACUACCUGUUCGCGCCGUGGAUAGCGUGGCUCGUGCUGCUCCAGGCGGCCGACUUCACGUCGGACCUGCCGAAGACGACGUUGUACCUGGUCCUCUGGUGGGCCUUCGCGGUCCCCGUGAUCCUGCUCGACCUAAAGGUCUACGGGCAGUGGUUCACGACCGAGAGGCGGUUCCUCUCGAUGGUGGCCAACCCGACGAGCCAGCUCUCGGUGGUGGGGAAUCUGGUGGGCGCGCGGGCCGCGGCCGAGAUGGGGUGGCGCGAGACCGCGGUCUGCAUGUUCUCGCUGGGGAUGGCGCAUUGCCUGGUGCUGUUCGUCACCUUGUACCAGCGGUUGUCCGGCGGGGACAAGCUGCCGGCGAUGCUGAGGCCGGUCUUCUUCCUGUUCUUUGCCGCGCCGAGCAAGGCGAGCGUCGCCUGGAAGUCCAUCGCCGGAGAGUUCGACAUCGGGUCGAAGAUGCUCUUCUUCCUCUCCCUCUUUCUGUUCACCUCUCUGGCAUGCAGACCGGCGCUCUUCAAGAAGUCGAUGAGGAAAUUCAACGUCGCGUGGUGGGCGUACUCGUUCCCGCUGACCUUCCUCGCCUUGGCGUCGUCGGAGUAUGCGCAGGAGGUCAAGGGUCCGAUUGCCUCGGGGCUCAUGAUCGUGCUGUCGGCGCUCUCGUUCCUGGUCCUCCUCGGCCUGAUCCUGCUCACCAUGCUCAACACUGAGCGGCUCUUCCGCAUGGACGACCCGAUCCUGCGUUUUGACAAGGGGAAGAGAGCGAGGAACUAGUCGCAGAUGGUUUUUCCAGUCUGUAACUUAUGACUAAGGGGUGGUUAAAGAAGAGUACACAUGUACGUCGCGACGGGUUUGUAUCUUUAGGUCAUUCACAGAGCAACCGCUGUGCUUAGUGCACAUGCUCUUCAUACCCAGGGAUAUUUUAUUAGUGUACUUGUGUGAUUUUGAUGGAUCAAUGUCAAUUGAUCUAAAAGCUUAAACUUU